GCUACGACCGCGACAAGCAGGCGUGGACCAUCAAGAGCGACUGCCACUCCGACACCGUCCGCCUCCACAUGGUCUACAAGGACAUCCACAAUGUGCCUCGCAACCACCUCAGGUACGUGUGCUGGACGGCGUACCUGCUGCGCUACCACGGCAAAUCCGGCCACGUGGAGCCGGUGCCGCUACCCGGGGCGCCCUUCAGCCACUACUACGCGCAGGAGCUCACCGACGAGGGCAUCAUCAUGGAGACUGACGUCACGGUCAAGGAGCUCCGAGAAGCAGGCUGCCCGUUCCUCACCGACAAAGGACAGCUGAAGGUGCAGGUGGAGUGGGGGGAGUGCUACCUGCUCUUCCAGUCCACGUACCACAAGUACGAUGACGUGUGCAGGAUACACAACUAUCAGAUGAGGAAGGAGAUCGCGGCGCUGCAGGCGGAGAACUACAGCCUGGAGCGCCAGCUGUUCAGCUACCAGAAGAGCAUCGCGUUCGCGCACUCGCGCGGCACCUACUCCAACGACCUGGCCGCCUUCGACGGCCGGGGGGAGGGCGAGGAGGACGACGAGGAGGAGGAGGAGCCGUACUUCGAGGAGCGCGCAUACUCGCUGGGCGACCGCAGCCUCUCCACCGACACGGACCCCCCCCAGGCGCGCUUCUCCUUCACGGCGCUGCUGGACGCGCUCGCGCAGUUCGUCUGCUCGCUGGGCAGCUUCGCGACGCGCGCCGCCAAGGCCGGCCGCCGCAAGGCCUACAUGUAG
Molecule: messenger RNA, 752 nt
Organism: Bacillus rossius redtenbacheri
Lineage: Eukaryota; Metazoa; Arthropoda; Insecta; Phasmatodea; Bacillidae
Exons: 5
Coding region: 69-752 (227 amino acids)
Source: RefSeq, a predicted model, not a curated record